UCCACCACCAAUAUGGUUAAUACUCAAACUUAUACCGCCAGAGCUCAUGCACACGCCUCUCCAGUCGCACAACGUCUUUUCAAAUUAAUGGACACUAAAAAGACCAACUUAUGUGCUUCAGUCGAUGUUAAUACUACCAAUGAAUUUCUUACCUUAAUUGAUAAAUUAGGUCCAUAUAUUUGUUUAGUUAAAACUCAUAUUGAUAUAAUAGAUGAUUUCUCAUAUGAAGGAACCAUUCAACCAUUAUUAGAAUUAUCUAAAAAACAUAAUUUUAUGAUUUUUGAAGAUCGAAAAUUCGCUGAUAUUGGUAAUACUGUUAAAUCUCAAUAUUCUAGUGGAGUAUAUAAAAUAGCUCAAUGGUCAGAUAUUACUAAUGCUCAUGGUAUAACUGGAGCUGGGAUAGUUAAAGGAUUAAAAGAGGCUGCUAAAGAAACUACUAAUGAACCAAGAGGUUUAUUAAUGUUGGCAGAAUUAUCUUCAAAGGGUUCUUUAGCUUAUGGUGAAUAUACUGAAAAGACUAUUGAAAUUGCCAAGACUGAUAAAGAAUUUGUUAUUGGAUUUAUUGCUCAAAGAGAUAUGGGAGGUGCUGAUGAAGGAUUUGAUUGGAUUGUUAUGACUCCUGGUGUUGGAUUAGAUGAUAAAGGUGAUGCAUUAGGUCAACAAUAUAGAACCGUUGAUGAAGUUAUUUCAACUGGUACUGAUAUAAUUAUUGUUGGUAGAGGUUUAUUUGGUAAAGGUAGAGAUCCUGAUGUUGAAGGGCAAAGAUAUAGAGAAGCUGGAUGGAAUGCUUACUUAAAAAAGACUGGCCAAUUAUAAAUUGAGUUUCUAUAUACACACACCUAAAAGAAAGAAAUAAUAAAUAAAUAAAUAAAUAAUAAAUAGACUAUUUACAUGAUAAUGAUUUCUAUGGCUCUAGUACUGUAUAAUCUUCGAAAUUAUCAGAUAAUCUAGUUCUCAUAAUUUCAAAUACCAACAAUCCUAUAGAAGUUGCUGGGAUUGUACU
Molecule: messenger RNA, 1003 nt
Organism: Scheffersomyces amazonensis
Lineage: Eukaryota; Fungi; Ascomycota; Pichiomycetes; Serinales; Debaryomycetaceae
Gene: URA3
Product: orotidine-5'-phosphate decarboxylase
Exons: 1
Coding region: 13-816 (267 amino acids)
Biological process (GO): 'de novo' UMP biosynthetic process; 'de novo' pyrimidine nucleobase biosynthetic process
Molecular function (GO): orotidine-5'-phosphate decarboxylase activity; orotate phosphoribosyltransferase activity
Source: RefSeq, a predicted model, not a curated record